UCUGCUGAAACAAUGUUUUCAGAGCAUAUACCACUUGGCUCUUCACUUUCCCCCACUGUUCCUCCUACUUCAUGGCCUUCACCUUCUGGCCGAUUCGCAUAAUCGCAUUUGGCUUCUGCAAGCAAGGCUACAAUGGCUUCAAAGUUGGAAUUCUGUUGUUCAACGGGAACAAUUAUACAAUCGUCUGGACUGCAAAUUGUAACGACCCUCUUGUCUCCUCAAAUGCAGGGCUUGUUCUAGCCAAAAAUGGUGAGCUUCUUCUGCAAACAAGUCCAGGGCAAAAGGAGGUUAUUAUUGCUGAUAGUAACAAUGGAACUGUUUACUUCGCUUCCAUGCUUGAUUCUGGAAACUUUGUUCUGCAAAACAAAAAUUCCAACAUCCUCUGGCAGAGUUUCGAUUACCCAACUGAUACUAUGUUAGGGGGUCAAUUGUUGUCUAGUUCAUUAGACACCAACCAAUCUUCUGGAAGGUUCGAGCUUUGGAUGCAAGGUGACGGAAACCUUGUUCUUUAUCCACGAUAUUCUGAUCACACAUCUUUGGAUGCUUACUGGGCAUCAGGUACUGAUAAAGGCACCAGUUUCAAAUAUUAUCUUUUCAUCAACUGCUCAGAUCCUCAGCUUCUGGUUCUGAUAUGGAUAAGAGCAGAUGGAAAGACUCAGCAAGGAGUAGUGGGACUACUAUAAUAGCACUUUUGAGUUCUGUUAAUAAAUUUUUUUUAUUGCAUAUAAUAUUAAGUUUAUAAGUUGCCAAAGAAAUUCAUACAUAUACUGUGUUGCACUUGUGUGAUUAUGUGUGCAUCUUUGCCUUGUGGUAGGAAAUAAUAUGGAAUUUGUGUGAAAUGUGGCAAGGAGGGCUAAGAUACUAAUACAAGUGUAUGAUUAUAUAUUUUGAGUUGGUGAAUAUGUGAAAUUUGGCCAAGAACAUGACAUUGUGUAUUUAUGUGGUGAAAAAGGACG
Molecule: messenger RNA, 956 nt
Organism: Prosopis cineraria
Lineage: Eukaryota; Viridiplantae; Streptophyta; Magnoliopsida; Fabales; Fabaceae
Product: EP1-like glycoprotein 2
Exons: 2
Coding region: 72-683 (203 amino acids)
Source: RefSeq, a predicted model, not a curated record